CCUCCCGCGCACACUCCACUCACCCAUUCACGGACUCUCAGUCCUCACUUCACUGCUCACUGCUCGCCAUUACUGGGCUCACCCACCCCAGAUCUCAUGGCUCCCCAGCGCCGCCACCACGCGGCGUGCCUCCUCGUCCUCCUCGCGCUGUGCGCCGCGCCGGCCCACGGCGGCCUCGCGCUGCCGGCCAGGGUCAGCAAGGCGCUGGCGGCGGCGGCCAACGCGACGGCGACGGCGGACGAGUUCCUGGCGCCGCACAACAAGGCGCGCGCGGCGGUCGGGGUGGCUGCGCUGCGGUGGAGCGCCGACCUGACGGCGGCGGCGGCGUGGACCUCGUCCCAGCAGCAGAAGCAGAAGAACUGCGCGUUCGCGGACAUGGGCGCCAGCCCCUACGGCGCGAACCAGGGGUGGGCGAGCUACCGCGCGCGCCCGGCCGAGGUGGUGGCCUCCUGGGUGGCGCAGGGCAAGUACUACACCCACGCCAACAACACCUGCGCCGCCGGCCAGCAGUGCGGCACCUACACGCAGGUGGUGUGGCGCCGCACCGCCGAGGUCGGCUGCGCGCAGGCCAGCUGCGCCUCCGGCGCCACGCUCACGCUCUGCCUCUACAACCCGCACGGCAACGUCAAGGGCGAGAGCCCCUACUAGCGGCCGGCGUGUCGGGCUGGUGGCGGCGCCUCUUGCGUUGGGGACGUCGCCGCCGGGCGCCGGAGCAUCGAUCGCUGUUAGAGUUAAAAGUACGAUCUAGCUUCGUGUCUCAGGUUCAGUUAAGGAUGAUUUGUGUUGUGCACUUGUGGUGCAUAGAAUAACUACUGCUUAGAUAUCAGAAACUCAUGUGGUGACGUGCCUAGCAUAUUGUGUGGAAAAUGAACUUGUCUUGUGCUCGGCGAGUUCCUACUUCCGAGGGUGAACUUGUUAUCGGAGAAGAAAAUUGUUCUCGGUGGGUUGGAUUCAUGGCAUCUACGCAUGGCAGUCACCACAUUUGUUUGCACUUGGAGACGUGCAUUUUUAAUGAAUAUGCAGCCAUGAACUAAGUUGAAAA
Molecule: messenger RNA, 1042 nt
Organism: Aegilops tauschii subsp. strangulata
Lineage: Eukaryota; Viridiplantae; Streptophyta; Magnoliopsida; Poales; Poaceae
Product: STS14 protein
Source: RefSeq, a predicted model, not a curated record